GGGCAGGCACACACACAGACAGAGAACCAGAAAGACGUACAGCACACGACUGAACGCAACGCAAAGACAGGUCAAAACCACCACAGGCAUGUCGUUCCAAGUCACCGGCUGGUUGUUCAGCACAAGCAGCUUGUCCUACCCUCCCUACGAAGAGGACGCAAUCGUGUCCGAUUCGCCAUUGGUCGCGGUCUCCUGGUCGGUCGUGACUGGCUCCAUCUCCGCCACGUUCUCUGAGUUGGCCGCUAGGCGGGCGGCAGCCGUCGUGGUCCUGACGGUUGGCGGCUUGGUCUUUGGGGCCAGGGAAGGCACAGCCUCUUGGAAGCGGAUCGUCAUGCUGUUGCUCUUGCCGGUAUUGGCCAUGUAUUUGGCGCUGAUGGACUCCCAGUCGAUGACAUCGUACAAUCGUCUCGUCGGUACGUCGAUGUGACGGGACUUAGGGAAGCGGCCGGUGACGUCCACAUGAAGCUUGCUCUUGAUGCCCUUCUCGCCCCAAGACACCAUCCCGGUAGUCGCGUUGUAGAAGCCCUUGAUCUUGAAUGCUCCGUCGGCGUCGGUUCCCCCGCCGGAAACAGUGCCGUCGUACUCGAAUGUGAGCAUGUACUUGGUCGUCCAGCUGUCGCCGUCCUCCUGGUAGGUGCCCACCCACACGCCUGACGGAGGGGGCGUGGCGGUCAGUGUGGGCUUGAUGCGCCUCCUCCGGGUGUAUGCGAGACGACUGGGCAUGAGCAUCUUGACACCCCAGAUGAUGAGAAAGAUCAGGCCGACACCGCCGAUGAUCCCGCAGAUAAUGGAAACACUCAUGGCAGCGGUGCCGCUCAGGCGACCACUAGACCCGAAGCCUGCUCCAAACCCUCCACCUCCACCACCACCACCUCCACCGCCACCUCCGCCGCCCCCUCCCCCCUUCAGACGGCGGUUCUCCGCUUCGACGAGAGUGGGGAUGGCUGACAGGAGCAUCAGCGUGAUCAGAAGCACCGCCACCACAUGAAGGAGGCGCCGCAUCGCCAUUUCUUCUCCCCUCACUGUCCGAGAUGACGCAGAUGGAUAAGCUGGGUGGAUGUGGCAGUUGCACGGGGACAGACGAAGAGGAGCAAGGAGGGAGCGCUGCAGCGCUAGACGAGAUGAUAUGGAGAGGAGAGAGAGCAGGUCGGUGGACUGGCGAGAUGUAGCAGAUCCAGUGACUGGCGGUCGCUUCUCCUCACAGGCAAACGGAUAAAUGUCUGCGGCCGUGAUGCGUUGGCGGGGAGGGGAGGAAGGUGAGAACUGAAUCCCCAG
Vitrella brassicaformis is the source of this 1275-nucleotide messenger RNA. NCBI's taxonomy places the organism in Eukaryota, Vitrellaceae. The record is from the annotation of a GenBank genome assembly.